AUGGCGGCACCAGGGGUCACGAUGGGUGCGAAGGGUCACGCCUUCUCAGAUUUGAAGGGGUUGCGUGGGGCUGAGGGCUCAAUGGCAGGGAUUUCUUGUAUUCAGGCCCUCAGGCCCACUCAGCCCCGGGGGAGACAGUGCGGGGGAGACUCAGUGCCAGAUCAUGGCAUCCUGAUCGGCCCGGACUCGGACCGUAUGGCUGAUAUCACUGACGUUCUAAUGAAGCAAAGAGCCCAUGAUCGCACCUCCAUAGCAAGGGAACAGCUAGGCACGGAUGAAGAUUUGUCCUACCUACACGAUGUAAAGAUCAGCGACAAGAUUCGCGAAAGUUUGGAACUACAGUACUGGUCUACGUUACAAAAGACUCUUAAAAAAGGAAAUCAACUAUCAUUGCCUGCUGCCUACCAGCUUGAAAACGUGAACUGGAUCAAUACUUUCUUUGAUUAUCUUGCUUCCGAUCCAGACGCAGGAAACGCUCCUGUAUAUCAAGCAGAGUACCUGAUUCCAGAUACAAUCAUCAUCAAGCAACGGCGAGCCUUUGCAUGGAUUUCUGCGAAUGACAGUGUCAUACACCGGAGGGAGAAAAUCACUGACCUGCAACCGAGGUUGCUUCAUGAAGGGAUCUGUCAGGCCUACAAGAGGAAAGGAUUUGUCUUAUCCUCCAGCACUGUCCUUGCAUACCUCAUCGCAGCCCAGUGGAAUGAUCAGAAGAACGAGUGGACUUCGACCGUGGAGUACUUCGAUGUGGACUCCCUGAGGACGUACCUCUACGAGAGACUGCGAUGCGACGACAGAAGUGGUAUCCUCCAGCUUCACAUCCCCCCUCCAGGCGGCUCCAACUCUGUGAUCCGAGCUUGGUGGACACCGCAUUGCCUCAAGAUUGAGCAACGGGCGAACAUCCAUGACAUUGACUCUCCUCAUAUCCCUCUCAGCACCCGGGCAGCGACUUUCGACGGAUUCUUGCACUUGUCUGAGAUCAGGAACAUUCCUGGUCAGGACCUUCGCGAUGAGAUUGCGGAGCAGCUUGAGUGGAUCGUAGAACACCUCUCCUCCCUCCUGCCCUUUACUCACCGGAUAUGGCGAGGAGUGUUCUACUUCAAGAUGGGGGUCGAUGGAAGGUUGUACCUGCUGUGGUGCUCCUCCUUGCAGUUCAUGACUGAGGAGAACCACGAGGGAGCGACGAAUCAGCGUCCUUCCACCCCCAAGUGUAUUGAGAGCUCGCAGUUCAACGGCGAGGUUGUGGAAGCAGUGGAUGGCAAGCAUGAUACGGAUAAGGGAUUGGGCCCGGACAUCGGACUCUGUCCAAGUUGUGCAAGGGACAUCUCAAUUUGCAAUGCAAUCGAGUACAAGGUAAGAUAUCUCUCCCUCCUCAGAAAGAUCUGCCCGCUCCUCUACGUCGCCAUCGAAAGGGAGCGCGAUAUUGUGCAGAGGAUGAGAGAAACUGAUAGAUCUUGGUCUGAGUACAUAGAGAGUGCUGGGGCGGCCAGGCACAUCAAAUAUGGCGAGACGAUCGAAACGAAAUUCCCAAGAAACCCGUCGAGGCGGCGAUACGUGCCGGUCCGAUCAUCCUACAAUGCUGAACAUGCACACAAAAUGGAGAUAGAGGCAGAGAAGAAGGCUUUCGAUAAAGACAGGCAUUACCUCCGGACGAUCAUCAUGGCUUCUGUCUUCAAGAAGAAAGAAAUCUCUUUCGAGAGGAUGAGAGAGAUUGUGCUGUGGGCUGCUACGAACCCCUCGUUCGAGGGAAGGCUUGUCUCAGUCUGCGAGGAUUGCUGUCUCUCCAUCAACCAGUCGGAGAUCGAGCAGGCGAAGCUCGACCUCACAGACUGUACGGCUCCUCUCGACCAAAUCGCUCGCCCCUUCUCCUCCCACAGGGUCCCAGCCGAUGACGAGACCAUCCGACAGGACAGCAGGCUGUCCUCCUCCUCAAGGACCCGCCUGCGGACCCCCAACGUGUCGCUGGACCCAGACCUCUCCCUCGUGUCGAGCUCGGAGCUGGUGACCAAGGUGAUCACAGCGUCGCAGAAGCGGCGGACGGAGAGGAGGAAGGUGGAGGCACUGCAGCAGGAGACUGAAGAAUUCAUUAAGAGAAACGCGAAGCACCGAGAGAAGCUGCGGGAGGCGAAGGGGCAGGGAGGAGGAGAGUGGAUCCCUCGGGCUUCCGACGUGGAGACUAUAGACGAGAUCUUCUCCUCCUACGACGCGGACAAGGACGGGUUUCUCUUCCUGCAGGAGGUGGAACUCUGUUUAAAGGAGAUCGCCUCUGCCUUCAACAAGAGCCUUUCCUUCAGCUCCGCGAAGGCGCAGGCGGAGCAGUGCCUUCGCACGUGCGGGAGGACGGGAAGGGACCGGGUGAACCUGGAAGAGGUGAAAGAUUACAUCUCCAGCCAGCCAGAGGUCUUCGGGCCGCUGCUGAUGUGGAAGUACACGUUCAACAAGUACAGGAGGAAGGGGACGGAGGAGAUGGGAAAGGAUGGGCUUCUGAGGAUGGUGAAGGACAUCAUGUCGACGCUGGGGAAGCAGAUCGAGGAGCCGAUGGCGCGGCAGCUCGCGCAGGACCUGAUGGAUGCGGCGGACACGGACGGGAGCAACUCCAUCGACUUUGACGAGUUCCUGCAGUACGCGUGGACGCGGGAGGAUAUCUUCGGGCGGCUGUUGCAGCACAAGAGCAAGGGGGACAGCGAGCAUGAGGCCUGGAAGAUGUGGAGGGAGAGGUUUGACAUCUCGCAGCACAAGCUCACCCUCGCCUCCUCCCGCCUCCGGGCCGCAGAGAUCGACGACGAGGUCGAGGGCUUCCGCAGGCUGCUGGAGGAGGAGAAGCUCCACAUAGCACAGGAUGGGAGUGACCUCCUCUCGCUCUCCGGCUUGGCGGCUGACAUCGGCUCGGGCAGGCUUCGCAGCCAUUCCUUCGUCGCCCUGCAGAGGAUGAGAAAGAAGAACCUCUCGCUCGCCCUGAGAAUCAUGUCGCCUCGCAGCCGCGAGCAGGCGAUCCGCGUCAUCCGGAGAGGGCAGGACGAGGAGGGGGGAGGGAGACUAUCCCGAGCAGCAGGGGAAGCCGGUUCAGAAGGAGCAGAAGGAACCGAAGGAGGAGGAGAAGUAGUGAUUGAAUACCCAGGAGAAGGAGAAGGAGAAGGAGAAGGGGCAGCAGCAGAGCUCUCUGGGCUGGGGCAUCCUCGCGUGCUCGGGGAGUCAGUGGACGUGACGUCAACGGACGAUGAUCAUCGCCCGGCGUUUCAGCCCUCCGCCCUCCCUUCCUCCUCCCUCCUUGACGCCCAGAUGGAAGAGCUCAACAAGCGCCUGGACGAUCUCCAGGACUGGUCCGAAGGCUCCCCCGACAUGCUGGAAGGAGGAGGAGAGGAGGCUGUGAGGGAGGAGGAAGAAGAGAAGAAGCCGAGGGAGGAGAGCGACAGCUUCCUGCCCAAGCUGAAGACCAAGAAGGAAAGGACGAAGUCGACCAAGGCCGGAGCGUCAAGGUGGAGGAAGCAACGUCCUCCGGCGCAGUGCGGCCCGCACAUGCGGGGAGAGGAGGAGAGGCCAAGAAGCUCGUUGGAGGUGGCGAGGAGAGAGAAGGUGGUGGGACACGUUCGAUCCAAGUCCUCCAUGUCCCAUCAUGCCGCCCCUGCUGCUGCUGAGGAAGUGCUGAGGGCAUCAGCAAUGGCAAACAGGAAGCUGAAGCCUCUGCGAGACUCGCCUGUGCUCAGACCCUUGGCUCCUUCCUCGGGAGACCCUUACCGCAUCAAGUUCAUCGAGGUCUACAACCCUCUGACUUCCAGCGGAAUUCUCUGCGCCGCCGGCAGGAUGCCGAGCAAGAAGCGGAAGCAGCUCCCGCCCCGACCAGAGCAGCAGGAGAAGGCGAAGGAAGGAGGAGAGGCGGAAUCGACGGUUGAGCAGAAGCAGGAGGAGAAAGAGCAGGAGGAAGAGAAGGGGAAGGGGAAGGGGCAGGAGCAGGAGCAGGAGCAGCAGAGGAACCAGAGGUGA
Molecule: messenger RNA, 3978 nt
Organism: Guillardia theta CCMP2712
Lineage: Eukaryota; Cryptophyceae; Pyrenomonadales; Geminigeraceae
Exons: 6
Coding region: 1-3978 (1325 amino acids)
Molecular function (GO): calcium ion binding
Source: RefSeq, a predicted model, not a curated record